AAAUGUUCUGUGCAAACUGCAUUUGUAUUUCUAGCUGAGGUCUGGAAAUUCCAACAUGUCAAACUGAAAGUAAAAAACCAGGAAGUUGUCAGGGAGACAAAGAGAUUGAGAGCAGAGACACAGUAUGAUUUGUACGGUCCGAAAGAGAAGGGCUAAUAAAACACUGAAGAAUCAGAAACAUAUAUAGUAUAUAGUAUAGGAAGAGUAAUUACAUUUAUAUAAGGGGCAUAUAUUGAGAACAAGGCAGAUACAUAUAUAUUCAGGUAGCCUUUGGACAUGCUGUAAAUGAAAUCAGAAUGUGGAAUUUACUCUUCGUAACUCUGCUGAUCCCGCAACCAGUUUUUUCUCAGUUUGGUGCCAGUUACGAUAAAUGUGAGCACUGUAAAAAAUUAAGAGACCCUCCAGCAACAGAACAGUUCCAGAAGUAUCUUCAGAACGUGAAGAGUUAUGACAAUUGCCCAAGUAAUAGAGUCAGGUUUAAUGUUGAAAAUGCUUUUUUCUGUGCAGAAAAUACACAAGACUGGGUGAAAAGCUUAAAGGCGUGUCUUGACAAUAAGAUCAAUUCCUGCCUUAAGACAGUUGAUGCUGGACCUAAUAAAGACUUUUCCAAGGGCUCAGCUAAAGACCUGAGCAUGUUGCCUUCAACAACUGCAGAUUAUGCAACAAAGAUCCUUGGGAACAUCUUAAAAAAAGAAUACACUGUUACAUCUACCCAACCUACUAUGACCACAACAGAAAAUCCAGGUCAAACAAACCUGGAGGUGCAUACACAACAAGAUUCUGAAAAACUACAAGAUGAGAUCCAUCCAACGUCGGCAGAAGAGCUUGAAAGAAAGAUGCAAAACUCAACAGUGGCCAUAAUCUCAUUAAUUAUUAUUUGUCUUUUCUUGACUUCCAUUGUUACUUUCUUUAUCUGCAACAGGAAAAAAAACAGUAGCCGGCAUUUAUCAAAGAUUUUAUGUGCAUUCAAUGAGACAAAAUAUGAUAAAGCUGGGACAGAUGUGACGUGAUCUGCUUGUUUGAGAUUUUUUAUGUAAUAUGGAAAUUACUUUUAAUAAUAGAAUUCCUGCCACAAAAAAAAAUAAAUAAUACAGGUAAUGUACAGCCCUUUCAAAAAUCUGGGAUAAUAAAAUGAGCAAUAUACAGUAUUUUUAGAUAUCACCUAUUAGUUUCACUUGCAAUUUAAAAGUCUUUAACUUAAAGGGACAUUAAACACUAAAUACAUUUUAUAAGUAUAGUAUUAAGUUUAUUUCCUGAUUACCUGUAGUUAUGGGGGCUGUCUGGCCAGGUUGUAAUCUAUUUUAUAUUACAUUCCAGCACAUGUGCAGAAACCUGAAAUCCUUCAGAUACCUGCAAUGUAACCUAGGUUCCAAAAUGGCAGCGCCCAUGAAUAGAGGAAGUUGCAUGAAAUGUAUUUAGUGUCACUUUAAAGAACUUUAUUAUGCCAAAAAAUGUUUAGUAUUUUUCAAUGUUCAUUCAUGUACAUGACAGAAAAAAAAAUAGUUUAAUGUCCUUUAAAGUGUAAGCUUUCUUGGCGAGGAAAUAUACAUAUUCUUUAUCUGUGUUAAACAAAAAAUAAUUUAAGAACUUUAUGGAAAGGAGCAAAUAUUUACUUUUUUGUAUAUACUUAGCUGUAAUUAGUCAUAGCUCCUAUAAAUUAUCUGUGGUAACCUUAAAUUUGUGUCUGGGUCUGUUCAAUAUCAAUAUUGUAAUGAUUACAUUAAGAGAUAAUGAACCAGGUCCCAUUACAUUUGAGUUGUGCUAUAUUUUGUUUCAUGAAUUGUUUCCUUUCAGAAUAUUACUUUUGUAUUGAGAAUAUUUAUAGUAUAGUAUAUACAUUGAAUAUAUACACCCAUUCUGUGAAUUAGGUGAGACUAUGCUAUUACAUGCAGAAAUGCUACAUGAGGGAACAUAAUCAGAUAGAUGAUUCAUUAUUAAUUGAACAUUUAUUAAUAGAAUCAAUAUUAUUUUUGGCCUUUGUGGAAGUCUAGACACAGAACCAAAACAUAGUCAGGAAUUACUAUGAGGCCAUUUAUAGAGCAACAUUAAAUGUAAUGUUGAAUUCCCCCCAGAACAUGUUUUAUUACACAUAGUAAUAAAAAUGUAGUAAUGUUCUUUCGUUGUUUAUUUUGUCUCACUUUUCUUGUAAUUUAAAUGGGCAGUAAACACAUUAAGAUGUUAAUACACAAUGUGUAAGUAUACAUAGUAAAACAACUUUGCAAUAAACUUUUAUUUAUUUUGUCCCCUUUUCGUGUAAUUUAGCUCUGAAAAUUGCUAUAUAUACUUCCCUAAUUGGCUGGUUCAAAUAAGGCAAGUGGUGGUAGAGUUUUGUUCCUCAUAAAACAAUUUCAACAAACAAGAUCUUAAUUUGUUUUAAAAAUGUAUAUACUUGGGCUGGCUAUUUUAUUUUAAAGCAAGGCAACAUAAAUGUCUUGCAAGUAAAUGUGUUUAGUGUCUCUUUAACUAUAGCAACUUCCUCCAAAGAUACUCAAGUGCAUUAUGUAGACUUCAGGAUCCACAUAGCUUGAUUAAUGCAGGAGCUUAUGUAUAUAUAUAUAUUCCUAACUGGCCAGAGCAAAGCAGAUAAGAUAAGCUUACUAAAGAUGAUUUUAAGAGGCAUGUGCCUGCACAUAGGGCUAUAACAUAAAUGAAAGAGACUUGCAAUAGAUGUACGUUGGUCAAAUGUCCUGGGACUUCAAAACUUACUGACAUCUCAUCUGCGUCCAGAGUUCUAGGGCAAAUUAUGUAUCUGGAGAUAAAUAUUGAAAGUCCUAAAGACCAAAGACAUAUGUAGAAAAGUAUCCAUCAUGGUUACUAUCUUCAGUUGGAUCUUGACUCACAUUUUUAUUUUAUACAGGAUCUGUAGAUUGUUAUUAGUAUUUUCACAGUUUUACUAGCUGUGAGCAUCAACUGUGCCGGACGUGGCAGGUACAAGCAGUAAAGGGGGUGCAGUUGAGAGAAAUGUGAGAGAGUUUGUGUGGAAGGGAAGUAUAGUAUCCAGUACAAGUGCCCUUAGGAGAAGGACUAUUUGACCCUUAGAAGGAGGGGUGCAUUGUGGUGGGGCAAAAAGGGGUUCAUUUUCCUCCCUUUAUUUAUUGAAGAGAGGAAUAAAUGUCACUCUUUUUUUAGUAUGUUAGAAGAUAGUAUCCCUUCCUAACAUCCAGUAAUAUCUAAAAUGUCGAUACUUUGGCAGGGGAUGAGGCUGCUAAAACAGCUGCUGAGUGUUCUAGAAAAUUCAAAUCCCCUCCUAUGGGCAUUUCUGGAGCCAACUGGUGAGGACACAUUCAUACAGAAAGAAAAGCUCUCUACCAGGAACAAACAACAGCUCAGUAGCUUGUUCUAUGGUGAGUUACCACCAAGGAGCAGCCUCUUUUAGCCCAAUUGUGCUUUUUACAGAGGACAACGUUCCUGAAGUAUAUCAGUCUGAUUUCACCUAAUAAGGUCAGUCCAGCCCUGAAAUACCAGGCAAUCCUCCUCUGAACAAGGAACAUGACAACCCCAGACGAUCGUUUCAGCUUUCAUAGCGACUUAUCAGUGCAGCCAUAUUCCUCUAAGCACACUUGACAAUGAUUCCACAUCUGGUUUCCCCCAUCAUCCUUAUGGAGACUUCCCCAUGGUCAUAAUACAAAUGCAUUAUUUGAGAAGGACACAUUCUCAGGAGGUGGCUAACAUGUUCAGACUGAAGGAAAGAGUGAACCCAGAUAGAUAAUAGGUGUGUGGAGCAGCCAUUUUCUCUCUGUGGUGUGGUCUGGCUUAUCCACCAUUUUCUUUUGUUUGUAUGCACACUCACAUACUUUGGCAUGGGGUUCUUUAGAGCAGUUAAGAAGUUGGUUAGCAGAUAAACUGGGGAACGGUUGGGGGAUAUUACCUCCAGAAACUUUAAUAUAGCCCUAGUAAAAAAAAAAUGUAGCUUUUUGUCAGUUAUUUAUACAAUGUGUUUUAUUGCUGUUUUGCUGUUGUAAGCAUUCAAAUAAAGUGUUAUAAAACUCCUGCAGCCAAAUAUUUUCUCCAAAA
Molecule: messenger RNA, 4014 nt
Organism: Bombina bombina (fire-bellied toad)
Lineage: Eukaryota; Metazoa; Chordata; Amphibia; Anura; Bombinatoridae
Exons: 5
Coding region: 297-1010 (237 amino acids)
Biological process (GO): positive regulation of cell growth; positive regulation of cell migration; response to tumor necrosis factor
Molecular function (GO): low-density lipoprotein particle receptor activity; scavenger receptor activity; chemokine activity
Source: RefSeq, a predicted model, not a curated record